AUGGAUUUGCGCACGAUCAUGAACACCGACGGCGGUGCCUCCAACCGUCAAGCGGCUAUUCAAUCCUCGAGUUCUCCGAUCGAGGUCGAUCCUGCUCAUCAGCAGCGCGCGCAGAUUCCUGUGACCGACUAUCCCAAUCGCCCUCCGCCUGGCCAACACCACCCCUCGCACGCCUCCCCAGAGCGAGCCGCAUCCUACAGUGGCCCUGCCCAUUCGUCUCCUUACCAACAAUUCAAUGCCGGUCCCCCACCGUUAAAUACGGCGAUACCACCUCAGCAAACUCAGAGUCCCUCGAGUGUUUCGACUCCAUAUGGACUUGGCGCGCGUGAUCAGUACGGCGCGUCGGUGUACAAUUCGCACCCCCAACACCCCGCGGGUCCCCUGGCCUCACCAUACACUCCACAGCCGAUGAGCGCUGGGCCCCAUGUUCCUCCUGAGCAGCAGUCAUAUUUCGCUCAACAACGGUCUCAUUCCCUUCAUUCUGUGAUGGCGAACCCGCGCGCCCCGGCCGAGACCUUUCCUAACAAAGAAAACUUCCCCUCCGCCGCUCCCCAACCACCUCCACCGCAUCAACAUCAAUUUUCUCCUUCCGCCCAUCGAUCCGUACCAGGCACACCUUUGGGCCCUCCCCCAAAUUUAGCCUCUCGACAAUCGCCCUCUUCGGCGCGUCCACAAUCCUCAGGUCAAGACUCCCACAACCCUCUCUCCAGCCCUCGGCAGAUACAAGACCCGCAGAUCCGAGAUUUGUCCCGGACUCAUUCACCAUCAGCCCAGCGUCACUUUUCACCAGGAAGUCGAACUUCCGAUUCCGCAUCUCAACCUCAUCCCGGCGUCAAGCAAGAAUCCGUCGAGCAUACCACUCCCCGAGCCGCCUCGAGGCGAAAUAGCACAGCAGCCCCGUCUGACGCGACAGGCGCGGUUCCAACACGAUCUUCGGAAGAAAGGAAGUGGAACGAAAGCCCUUCGACUCCGUUUGGAUCAGGGCCGGGAUCAGAUGCACGCGUUUCACCGAUCGCGACUGUUCAUUCACAAAUGAACUCUUCGCCCUCCGGACAAAGGAGUGGAUCGCAUCCUUUGAAGAUGGAGGUCGACCAUGAACCUGUUUCCCGGGUCAGUAGUCAACCCCCCAAAGCAAAGAGGCGGCGGUACAACGAGCCUCCCAUUUAUGCACAACGAUCAGCUCGUACCAAGGGCAAAUGUCCUGUUAUACCCAGUCCCCGGCCCCCAGUUCCAAAACACGCGAGGCAAUCGCUUCAGGAAUCGUGGGCAGCUGGCAGAAGAUCCUCCACAACCGGUCCACCACCACCGUCCGCCACGCCAUCACGUAUAACUCGGGCACCGGGAGCAGCAGCUGCACCAGUCCCGAACGGUCCUCCCCCUCCCCCUACCCCGGCCCAGCCUGCAUCAAGAAGUCCCGCCCAAGAAGGAGCUCUUGGCAUCUGGGAGCCCUCGAUAACAGGUUUCAUUCCGCACGAAGAGAUUACACAUGAACUCUGCGACUUCCUAUUCCGACAUGUGGUCGCCAGAAAUGAUGUUGGCACGGGACCAGCGGGCGCAGCAGCCACCGGAGCUGGUGCGAUUAUUGAGGUGGAAGCGAAGUUGGGUCAUAUUAUCGACCAAGACCGCAGAGAGAGGCUGAUUUUGCCAAUAAAAACCGAGGCGAUCAUCAGCAAGGAAACUGCGGGAUUCAGGACAUCAUUCGAGAGCAACAUGACAGUCGAGCAACACCGUGCUUAUAACAAUUUCCUCAACCAGACCGUGAAGGACUCUAUGAUCCCACCUCGCAUCCAACUCUCAUACGCCCACAAGAAGGAGCGCGAUACAUUCUACGAAGUUUCGCCUGAAGAGCUACCCCAGUCAUUCGUUCGUGUGACAACAGACCAACGAACCGGCGAAGUCCUCGCGAAAAUCAUCAAGUGCCGAGUCGCAGAUAUGGACAUUUAUAGCCCCCGCACGGCUUUUGACUGGCGAGUGAGCGUGAAUCUGGAAAUGGAAUACGAAGGUGAUAUUCGGAAUCUGCCCGUCGUGGACGCAAGCAGUGGUCGCGGUGAGCGCAACAAAGAUCGUAUGAGCUAUCGACAUCAAGCCUACCAAGUCGACUUGACCCAAGUGGCCAGGGCCGAAUCCGCAAUGAAAAAUGAAUUCGACCAUGAGCUCGAAGUCGAAAUCUCGGGCGCUGAGCUUAAGCGACAGGGCCAACUUGCUGCAGCCGGUGACCCGAAGAACCAAUACGAAGAGCUGGUAAAGGGUUUCGUGGAUAAUGUUCGCGUGCUGGCACGGGUGAAGUCUUGA
Penicillium cosmopolitanum is the source of this 2292-nucleotide messenger RNA. RefSeq lists its product as uncharacterized. The record is from RefSeq and is a predicted model, not a curated record. Gene Ontology annotation, molecular function: polynucleotide 5'-phosphatase activity. Gene Ontology annotation, biological process: 7-methylguanosine mRNA capping; polynucleotide 5' dephosphorylation. The transcript has 4 exons. The coding region runs from base 1 to 2292 and encodes 763 amino acids. NCBI's taxonomy places the organism in Eukaryota, Fungi, Ascomycota, Eurotiomycetes, Eurotiales, Aspergillaceae. Gene Ontology annotation, cellular component: mRNA capping enzyme complex.